This is a messenger RNA of Amoebophrya sp. A120, 2142 nucleotides long. NCBI's taxonomy places the organism in Eukaryota, Dinophyceae, Syndiniales, Amoebophryaceae. The record is from the annotation of a GenBank genome assembly.
GCUCACGAUGACAACACCGAUUGCAUGGUCCAUAGAAUGGUUCAACAAGAAAGUAAGUUUUGGGAUCACCUGUGCUCGCUCGACUCGCGACGAGAGCUGCAAGAUAAAUGCUGCUUCUGUCGUCUUCUAAGUGGUCAUAUUUCUGUAGCAACAAGAACUGUGAUCGCACAUAAAUCUGCAUCUUUCUACCAGGCACAGACUAUUCAUCGAGUUCUAGUACUUUUUAGUGCACUUUCUGAUACGCUAACAGUGUGCAUUACUUCAGAGAUCGAGUCUCUAAUAUCCCAAGUCUAAUGCAGAACUCGUUUUCACGCUUUCCUUGAUUUCCCACACGACAUCACGACAAUUUCGUCUUCGCCUACUUUCACUGCAAAUUUAAUUCCUCACUUCCUUUUUUUCUAGGCUAAUAUCUAAAAAUGAAAGUCGACCAGGCGGUUGUCACUGGCGCCUGCAAGGGCCUGUUGGAGUUUGUGAAGCAGAGGAAUCAAGAGCAGAAUAAAAACCAGCUCUUCGACGAGAAUACCGAGACGGCUUUGCUGAAAUUCUCCCUGACGGAAAUACCAGCCAAGGCGGUGCACAAACCACAAAGGAUCACGCUGCCGCACCCAUUGUAAUUUGCCUUUUGAUUUUGCAUGACAGAUUUUGAUGACCCCAUACUGAUACCGUGAAUUUGUAUGAUGUUGUACUGAGUAGCGUUACAUUUGCCAGAGCCAUGUUUUGUUUCGUACAGUUCAUCGCAUGAUAAAUUUCGCAAAACUUUUGAAAUUAUCAAAACAGCUAUACAUCCUCCGAUGUUUGCGUUUUCGUGCGGGACGACUUGGAAGAUCGGGAGAAGAAAUUUCACGAAAAAAAGCGAAAAUUGUGGAAGAACAUGAUCAAAGAAGAGAACGUCGAGGCGGUAUUUGUUUAUUGUUUGUUCUUCCUUAUAUUUGUUUUGCAUCACAAGGUAUGGUAGUUCCUCUUGUAUUGCUACGACACGCAUGAAAAGAGCAAGACAUCGAAAAGCGCAUCCUGUAGCUGUACUUUUCCAGUUACACCAAUUCAUGUGCUCGUCCCAUCAUGCACACAAAACCCACUCAAAAAUCCCAGGUGAAGAAAGUGAUUUCUGUCGAUAAGUUGAAGAAGGAAUUCAAGCAGUUCCAGGACAAGCGCGAGCUGGCGCGCAGCUACGACCUCUUCCUCUGCGACAAGUCGAUUAUUGAGAUCAUGCCGAGAGAGCUCGGCAAAACAUUCUACAAGCACGCGAACAAAAAGCCGUGGCCGGUGGUGAUCGAAAAGAAGGACCCGGUUGGGGGAAUUAAGGAGGCGCUUAAUUGCACGACUUUGAACAUUCCCAACGGGCCGGACAUGGCAAUAAAGAUUGGAAGGUGUAACAUGAAGGCGGAAGAACUAGCGGAGAAUUGCAAUGCGGUAUUGAUGUUUGUUUCUUGUUUGACUAUGAUCUUGAUCGCCCGAUUCCUAUGCACACCAUACGUAGUGCUCAAUUGAUCUCCGAUGGUGCUACUUCUUCUCCUGGAAUUUAUCUACGCGUUGUAAUUGUAUCAAAAAAAAAUGCAAAACACGACAGGUGAUCAAGGCGGCUCAACCAUACUUGAAGAAGUUUAACCUUUCUGUCAAGUCCGCCUGCGUUUCCGCGACGGACUGCAUUUCCCUUCCGGUUUACGAAAGGGAAUUGAAGGAGGACGAGUUUGUGGUCGUCGGAAAGGAAUUCGCGAAGAGCGGAACUGCUGGUGAGAAGAGCAACAAGAGAACAAGAACGUCAGCCACAACAGCGGCGGAGUCAAGUGAUGAGGAGAAGGAGACCAUUGCAGCAGAGAUGGAAAAGAAGGCAGCUGGAAGAAAAGGCGGAAAAAAGUCGGCUGAGAAGGAAAGCAUGCCACUACUGAAGAAGAGAAAAAAUAUGGCUAUGAAGAAAGCGAGUGCCUAAAGUUGUGAUGAGGUGUGCUGAUGCUUCUCUCUCGAGACAUCGACCUCCUUUGUUCUCUCCUCGCUGCAUGACAACAGCUUUGUCUUGCACCAAGGAUUGAGACCUGACAUGGCCUUGCUCUAGCUUUCGCUUGCAAAAAAAAAAUCGCUGUUUGAUGCAGCUGACGCUGACUGUUCGUAUUUGAUGACUACUAUCAUCAAAGCAUCGCAAUAAAG